Messenger RNA from Moesziomyces antarcticus, 1503 nucleotides. Its product is annotated as MFS transporter. Lineage: Eukaryota; Fungi; Basidiomycota; Ustilaginomycetes; Ustilaginales; Ustilaginaceae. Gene Ontology annotation, biological process: transmembrane transport. The transcript is spliced from 2 exons. Bases 1 to 1503 code for a protein of 500 amino acids. The record is from RefSeq and is a predicted model, not a curated record. Gene Ontology annotation, molecular function: transmembrane transporter activity.
AUGAGGACGGGUCAGCUGAACCACCCCGACCCCCAGCACCCUUACAACCUGCCAACAUGGCGCAAGCUGCUCAUGCUCGCCACCGUCUCGCUCACCGCCUUUGCGGCUAACGAGAUGGCCGCCGCCCAUCUCACUGCCUUCCCCGAAGUCGCAGAGAACUUCAAGGUCACCAUCGCCGCCACCGCCAACACCAUCGGCAUCGGUAUUCUCGGUCUCGGCACGGGUCCGCUGCUGUGGAACGCCAUCUCCGAGUCCGUGGGGCGACGUCCCGCUUACCUCCUCGCCUGGACGCUCUACAUUCCGUGCACUGUCUGGCUCUCGAGGGCAGGCAGCUUCAACAGCUUUGCUGCUGCCCGCUUCUUUGCCGGUUUCACCGGCUCCGUCUCGCAGACCGUGCCUGCCUCGCUCAUCUCCGAGACUUUCAUGCCUGAGCAUCGUGGUGCGGCCAUUGCUGCCUGGACGGUACUCCUUAUCGCUGGACCCGUCACGGCUCCUGUCAUCGGCGCAGGCAUUCUCACCAGGACCACCGAUUGGCGUUGGGUCUACUAUCUGACGUUGAUCCUGGCCGGUGCACUGUGGGUUUGCAUCCUGCUCUUCGUUCCCGAAACGCUGUACACCGCCAACCGCUCGGCACCCGCGGCUGCACACGAUGCCUCGACGCGCAUCGACGAUCUGGAGAAGAAGGACUCGCACUCGAUCGAACACGGCACUGCCACGCCGCCUCUCGGUGGCUCUGCAGGUGCGCUCGAGAGCGGUUCGCACGGCCGCAUCGGCGCCGCAUGGUACCCGUGGAAGGAGCCCGGGCGCUUCGUCGGCGAGAUCGUCGCUCCGCUCAAGAUGGCCAUGUACCUCCCGGUCAUCCUGCCUUCAAUCGUCUACGCGGUCAUCUUCAUGUGGUCGGUCGGCUUCACCGUGGUGAGCCCACAGGUGUUCCCGCGUCCUCCGUGGCACUUCACAAACGUCCAGGUCGGUCUUUCCUUCCUCGCCGCCGCCGUCGGUGCGCUGAUUGGCAAGUUCGCCGGUGGCUUCGUCAGUGACUCCACCGUCAACUUCUUUGUGCGCCGCAACUCGGGCUCGGCCGAUGGCCCGCGUGUGCCCGAGUACCGUCUCUGGGCGCUGCUGCCGCAGGUGCCGUUGCUCGUCAUCGGCCUGCUGCUCUACGGAAUUGGAUACCAGAAUAAGCUCGACUGGCCCGUCGAAGUGAUCGGCGGCAUCGGCGUCUACUACGUGGCCAACUCGGCGGCUGGUGGUAUUCUGCAGACGUACAUCAUCGAGACCUACUUUACCAAGGCGGUGCACGGCAUUGCGCUCUUCAACUUUGUCAAGUGCUGUCUGGCCUUCUCGGCGCCAUUCUUUGUGCCCGAGUGGUCGUUCGAAGGCUUCACAAAGGCGUUUGUCGUGCAGGCCGUCGUCACGGCAGCCGUCACCUUGGCCAUGCUGGUGGUGCUCAUCGCUUUCGGUGCGCGCAUCCGCAAGGCCCAGAAGAUGGUCUCCACCGCUUGA